UAGACCGAGAAGCAACGGCAAUAGUGAUCGCGGCGGGAGGAUUCUCGUAACAGUGGUAGACCCAAAGAAUUUGCCAAGUGGAAUCUGACGUCAGAACGUAUUAUCGGCCUUUUAGUUCAACGAAUCAUAAAGGGUGCAGCUGCUCGGCUCCAUUAACAGGAAAAUAUAACAAUGGAAAAAGCCUUAAAAAAAAAAUCCCAAACGAUUGGUUUCCAUAACGUAAACAUUUAUUGACGUUGGUCUUGUGCUCUUUAUUUUUUAUCAAAUAAUUUCGGAAAUAAAGUUCUCAAAGGGCAACCAUAUGAUCUCUUUUAUAAAAUAAAAAAAAUAGUAAUAAUAAAUACCUAUACAGAACAAGUCAACUCUGUCCUUCUACAUCUCCUCUUUAAACGUUUCAUACAAAUUUCAGAACCCGAGUUAACGAACUGUAAAAAAGCUUUAUUAAUUCAACAAAAACAGAGAAAGAUAGUUAGAAACCAGAUCUCUUUCAGAUUCAUUUACCAGUUGGGCCCGACAAUGGCAGAAUCUAACUCGGACUUGUUGAAGGAAUUCUGCAUCCCUACAUAUAUAUUUAAUGAUGAAACAAAGAUCUCUGAUGUUCCUGAUGCGCCUAAAUUUCCAGUACUAGUGUUUAUCAACUCCAAAAGUGGCGGUCAGUUGGGUGGGGAUCUUCUUAAAACAUAUAAAAGCAUCCUCAAUGAACAUCAGGUAUUUGAUGUGGGGGAAGAGGCCCCUGAUAAGGUGCUUCACAGAGUUUACAUGAGACUAGAAAAGUUGAAACAAGAAAAAGAUGAAUUUGCCUCUAAGAUUCAUGAGAGAUUAAGAAUAAUUGUUGCUGGUGGUGAUGGGACAGCUGGCUGGCUUCUGGGGGUUGUUUGUGAUCUUAAAUUGCCACAUCCACCUCCAGUUGCGACAGUUCCUUUGGGAACUGGAAACAAUCUGCCGUUUUCAUUUGGCUGGGGAAAGAAGAAUCCUGGGACUGAUCGUAAUUCUGUGUUAUCAUUCUUGGAACAAGUAAUGAAAGCGAAGGAAAUGAAAAUUGACAAUUGGCAUAUUCUCAUGAGGAUGAGAGCUCCAAAGGAAGGUUCCUGUGAUCCUAUUGCACCUCUUGAGCUACCACAUUCUUUACAUGCAUUUGGUCGUGUCUCUUCAACAGAUGAAUUGAACAUGGAGGGUUACCAUACAUUUCGUGGGGGAUUCUGGAAUUACUUCAGCAUGGGAAUGGAUGCUCAAGUAUCUUAUGCUUUUCACACUGAGCGAAAGUUGCAUCCAGAAAAAUUUAAGAACCAGUUGGUUAAUCAGAGCACUUAUGCAAAGCUUGGUUGUACACAAGGGUGGUUUGCCGCAUCUGUUUUUCAUCCUUCUUCGAAGAAUGUUGCCCAGCUUGCAAAAGUGAAAAUCAUGAAGAAACAUGGUCAAUGGCAAGACCUCCAAAUACCUAACAGCAUAAGGUCAAUCAUAUGUCUCAACUUGCCCAGCUUUUCUGGCGGCCUGAAUCCUUGGGGAACGCCAAACAGCAGAAAACUGCGUGAUAGAGACCUGACUCCACCUUUUGUAGAUGAUGGCCUUCUCGAAAUUGUUGGUUUUAGAGAUGCUUGGCAUGGGCUCGUGUUGCUGGCUCCAAAUGGACACGGAACUCGUCUGGCACAGGCACACCGAAUCCGCUUUGAGUUUCAUAAAGGUGCUGCUGACCAUACAUUUAUGAGGAUUGACGGGGAACCAUGGAAGCAACCACUGCCAAUUGAUGAUGAUACUGUUGUGGUUGAAAUUUCUCACCUUGGACAAGUCAACAUGCUUGCUACCCAAAAUUGCCGGUCUAAAAGUGUCCGUGAUGAUCCUUCAUCAACUAGUCAUCACAAUGGUGAGGAAGAUGAUGACAGUGAUGAAGAGGACUCCAGAAAUGAGGCAGAUGAGUUUAGGAAAUUUGGUGCAGCAGCCACCUUCAGAAUCCCUGAUGAGGUUGAUAUUUCUCAACUUAGUUAAACAUUUAAUAUUUCACUCAUCCUGUGUGAGUGUGAUUGUCGGGGUUUCAGUAAUAAUUUGGGUUCAACAAAGGCUGCCGUUCAUAUAUAAAUUGUUGUCAUCUUAAACCAGAUGAUGCCAUCUUAAUGAUGCCAUUAUCUGGAGGAAAUUCUCGUCUUACAAGAUUAUUGCUAACGGUAUUGGCUGGUUAAUUUUGCGGUGGCUCUAACCCAUGAGCAGUGAAAAUGUUUAUCUUUAUUUGAUGUCAGUAUCAAAGUGUCAAUGCACCAAAAAUUUAACGAAUGACAUGCAUUACAAUGUAUAUGACACUGAUAAUAAUAUUUGAGUUAACAUGAUACACUAUUUGAAAGGCUUGCACUGGAACAAUGAGGAUUCCUAGAUAAAUAGACAAACCAGAGUGAACCUCCUUAACAUUUACACAAUCUCAUGUACGGA
Durio zibethinus is the source of this 2418-nucleotide messenger RNA. RefSeq names its product diacylglycerol kinase 5-like. Gene Ontology annotation, molecular function: ATP-dependent diacylglycerol kinase activity. Lineage: Eukaryota; Viridiplantae; Streptophyta; Magnoliopsida; Malvales; Malvaceae. Gene Ontology annotation, cellular component: membrane. The record is from RefSeq and is a predicted model, not a curated record. Gene Ontology annotation, biological process: phospholipase C-activating G protein-coupled receptor signaling pathway.